AUGCAGCCCGAGUCUCUGGAUGCGACAACACAGCCAAAGGGACCUUUGAACUGGGGUGAAAUCAACUUCAUUCACACCAGCGACACACAUGGAUGGCUGGAAGGGCACGUCAAGGAGCGCAACUAUGGUGCUGACUGGGGCGACUUUGUGUCCUUUACGAAGCACAUGCGGGAUAAAGCUGGAGAGAAAAACGUUGAUCUCUUACUUAUUGAUACUGGCGAUUUGCAUGAUGGAAAUGGUCUCAGCGACGUAACAACACUCAACGGCGAGGUCACGAAUCCUAUCUUCGAAAACAUUGACUUCGAUCUUCUCACUCCCGGAAACCACGAGCUUAUUGCAGCCGAUGUUGCGUACAACACAUUCACCAAGUUUUCCAAGAUGUAUGGCGACAAGUACCUGACGAGUAAUAUUGAUAUUUGCAACAAUUGCCAAUAUGGUGAACCAGAUGAAAAAGAAUGGGUUUCUAUGGGCCGCAGAUCUCGAUAUUUUACAACGAAGCAGGGCCUCCGAAUUAUGGCCUUUGGGGUAAUCCUUGAUGGGACCAAUAAUAACAAGGACAUGACAAGAAUCCAGCCAGCUGCCGAAAUGAUAGAGGAAGACUGGUUUAAGGAUGCGGUCAAUCGCCAGGACAUUGAUAUAUUUGUGCUCAUUGGUCACAACCCCGUCAAACCUGGAAUCCCCAAGAGCGAGAGCAGCUUCCCGCUUCUAAUGAACGCUAUCCGGACAAUGCGACCUAAAAUUCCCGUUCAGGGAUUUGGGGGUCACACACACCGCCGCGACUUUCACAUCUACGAUAAUAUGUCCUCGGCAAUAGAAUCCGGCAAAUACUGCGAUACUGUGGGCUGGGUUUCGUUGGAUGGCAUCAAAUCCCAAAUUCUUGAAAAAAGAGCAGCAAUUCCCGAAGAGGAAAAUGCCUUGAUCCAUAAAAGCACAAUGAUGGAAUCAGCUGAUGAAUCUUGCUCCAAAACCAAAGACUUCGAUAUACAAUUAACCCGUCGGUAUCUGGAUUGGAAUCGCCUCACUUUUGCCUACCAUGCAACUGGAUCCCAAAGCAUAUCGAACACUCCCGAGGGACUCAAUGUGACCAAAGGAAUUACAGACAGUCGCAACAGUCUCAAUUUGACAUUUGUGUAUGGGUGCGCGCCACGGACAUAUUGCAUAUCAUGCAAGCCCUUCGGCAACGAGGGAAACAUCUACACGUUGGUGCAAACUGCUGCUGCCGCGACUGUAGUUGAUCCAGAUCGCUCCGCAAAUUCAAGGAUGAUCAUUGUCAACCAGGGAGCCAUCCGGUACGACCUGGUUCAGGGCCCAUUUACUGUGGAUGAUGCCUAUAUCGUCUGCCCGUACACGACUACCUUCAGAUUUAUCGCCGAUGUUCCUUACUCGCUGGCUUCGAAGGUCCUUGACUAUAUAAACAAGCCAAAAACCACCACCAAACGGUCCAUGACUCUGGAUACCAUUUCAAGUCAGAUUUUGGGUUACGAUGAAUGCAACAAUCCUUCAGCUCACAACCGGAGCGAACUUCUGAAACCAAAAAGCCUCUUCCGUCGUGUACUUGACGUGGAUACGCCAACCCCGGGAUAUACAACAUGCGACGACCUCGGUGAUGAUGGUGAUGAUACUCCCCACUCCGAAAUUCCUGAAUACACCCAACCAGCCCAUGUUCAAGCUACCGCUGCGUUUCCAGCUGAUGGUCAACCAGACAAGGUGGAUCUGAUUUUCUCAGAUUUCCUUGGUGCGAGAAUCGUUACGGCAUUGAAUUCCGCAAAUCCACCCAAGAAUUAUACGACGGAUGACACUCGUCUUUAUCUUCCGGGGGACUUCACGACGAAUACAUUCCUUCCCACUUAUGCCUCUAUGGCCUGGCAAGACAACAUCAACGACUGUCCGAUUGGAGCAUGA
Messenger RNA from Penicillium expansum, 1902 nucleotides. RefSeq names its product Ser/Thr protein phosphatase family protein. The record is from RefSeq and is a predicted model, not a curated record. The transcript is spliced from 2 exons. Gene Ontology annotation, cellular component: cytosol. Gene Ontology annotation, molecular function: hydrolase activity. Bases 1 to 1902 code for a protein of 633 amino acids. Gene Ontology annotation, biological process: nucleotide catabolic process. NCBI's taxonomy places the organism in Eukaryota, Fungi, Ascomycota, Eurotiomycetes, Eurotiales, Aspergillaceae.